Aplysia californica (California sea hare) is the source of this 3922-nucleotide messenger RNA. RefSeq lists its product as uncharacterized. The record is from RefSeq and is a predicted model, not a curated record. Gene Ontology annotation, cellular component: membrane. Bases 230 to 2410 code for a protein of 726 amino acids. NCBI's taxonomy places the organism in Eukaryota, Metazoa, Mollusca, Gastropoda, Aplysiida, Aplysiidae. The transcript has 5 exons. Gene Ontology annotation, molecular function: sucrose:proton symporter activity.
AGAAAGAGAGAGAGAGAGAUAGACAUACAAAGAAAGAGAUAGAGAUACAGAGAUAGCAAGACAGAGAAAGAGAGAAAGAGAGAAAGAAAGAGAGGGAACGAGAAAGAAGAAGAUAGACAACUCAAGUCACAGAGCUCAAUAGACUCCUCUGACAAACAAACAAAAACGGCAGGAAACUGUGCCGUCAUAAAGAAGCCUGGUCCAAGUCCCAGGAGCCUGUUACGUCACGAUGCCUAAAACAAGCUCCGGGAAAAUCCAGAGCCAGGGCUGGACUCAGUCUGGAGACAGGAUGAGUCUGAAGCACAAGCUGCUGAUAUGUGUCGUGUUCUAUGGCGCAGAGAUGGCGGCAACCUUCGAUCAUAUCUACAUUUUGCUGAGCUUACAAUACAUGGGUGUUCCGGUUUACCUGCUUUCUGUUUCGGCAACAACUUCCGGAUUGUCUGCCCUUACUGUUGUCCCAAUUAUUGGACACCUGGUGGACAGCGGGAAAAAUCCGAAAAGGCGUAAGCUGGUGGCCUAUGCAUGCUCCCUGGUCCUGUUCCUAACCGCCUACCUGCUUGUGGCCACCGCCGGCCUGGUCAAGCUACAGAUGAUGUCACAAUGGUCACCCGAUGACAACGGCUCCCAGCCCCAGCCUCGCCCCUCUCUCAGCCUCCAGCAGACGUCAACUGUCUCUACUACACUUGUCAUAGAGGGAAACUACACCGGAACUUGGUCACAGGGGUCAGACAGUGGUCAGCUGGCGGGGCGGAAGGCGGGUGUCCCUGUUUACGUGGAUGGUGUGGGGAACAUUUCGAGCAGCGUCUUCCUCGAACAAGGCUCUUUCUCUAACAACUACACCAGAGGUCAAAUCCGGGACUGGACCACGGGUGCAGUCGGAGUGGAGAACAUUACGUCAUGGCUGGGUCCCAACUCCUCCUCUUUCCCAUCCCCGUCCCCCUCCUCCUCCUCCUCCUCCUCCUCCUCCCUCCCCAGCACAGCUUUCCUCGCCAUGAUCGGAUUCGCCCUGAUAGAGACAGCCUUUGACACCGGCUGCCCAGUGCUGAGAGCCUACCUCCUCGCUAACACGGACUCGGAAUCGCACUCCCACCUUCUCAUCAUCGCCACCCUUAUGGCGGCGGCAGGGGGCACGACUGUCUCGUGUCUAGGGGCGCUCGAUAUCUCGGCGUAUCUCGGAUCGCUAUUCUCCCUGGACUCGACGGAAGCGACACUGCUGGUGUUUUGUGUGGCUCUCAGCACUAUCUGCACGCUCGGGUAUUUGUGCACGUUUCUCACAGCUCAAUACCUCAAUUCAAAGACUCGGGAUUCGCCGACAGGACCGAAUUUAGAAGGUCGCUUCUCAGACAGCCCUGAGCCACACACAGACAUAGGCGUUACGGGAGAGAAGGAAUAUGAUCCAAAGUUAAGUCUCCUCCUGGCUGAAGCAGACACUAAUAGUUCCCCACCCUCCGAGGAUUGUGACGACAAGACGUUACUGAUCGCAACACAGAGGAAACCCACCUCUUACGUUUCUAUCGGAAACGGACAUUCUAUUGGAAACGGAGUUUCAACCCUGGAAUCCCUCCCACAAACCAUAGACACUGAAAAGUGCAUGAAUUCACCAAAACGGUGUACCACAACUCCCUCAAAUGGGCACUGCGCACGUGCUGAAUAUCUUCUAAAUGACUCACAAGAAAACUCUGCACAUACAGACAAAGAACGACAAAUAUCCCCACAUGCUGCAAGUUGCGAUACCAACUCUCCCUCUCGGGGUACUUACAGUUUCUGCAGUAAACGUCUUGUCAUCCUGUUCGUGUCUUGUUUUUUCACGUACACCGCCAACCUAACCUUCGUGGUCUACAACCCUAACGCUCUCACUGUCGGUGUGUUCGGCGGCGACCCGGGUUCCAAUCCCGGCACGGACGCUUACCACAAUUACCUGAAAGGCCAGAGGAGGUCGGCCAUGGGCAGUUUUGUCAUGUAUCUGGGUUAUCUGUCCUUUUCUGCACUCAAUCGAAAACUCCUGCAGAUCAUGGGUGAGCGCGCGUUCUUUCUCGCGACACACGCUGCCAUGGUUGUCGCGAAUUUCAUCUUCAUGUACUGUCAGAACGAGGUGUCCUACUUCGUUGCCAUGGUUACAUUCGGCGCUUUCCGCACCUGUGUGUUUACCCUGCCCUACAUACUGGCCAACAGAUACGUGCAUGAAGAGGUGUGCCAAACAUCAGGCAAUGGACCACCUUCGGACAAGUCAAGCCACGCCGGCCGCGCCAUGUCUCUGAUGGGUACCUUGUUACCCCUGUCCAGCAUCACAGUCACCAGCCUGAUGGGCCCGCUCAUGCACCAGACAGGCAGUGUGUGGGUCCCCAUCAUAACCAGCUGCGGCGCCUGCUCUCUCUCCAUGCUCUUCUUCUCCUUGCUACUGUGCCUCUAGCCAGAGAUGGACGUUAAACUAGGAGGUCCCGCCUCUUAAUUAACCUAAUAGUGCUGACAGAGGCGUUAAACCCAUACCAAAGCCUCUAGCCAUAUGUGUAGCCAUUCGUGUAGCUACUGGUGUAGCCAUGCAGAUGUUCAUGUGAGUAGCAAGUCUAGGAACAAUGUAUGGAGUCAUGCAGAGCUAUUUAUUUUGUAGCAAGUCGGGUUAAGUUACCUUGUGUGCAGGCAUUCAGAUAGUCAUUGUGUUUAGCAAGUCGAGAAGCUAUGACUGUGUGCAGCCAUGUAGGUAGCUAUUUUUGGUAGCAUUUCGAGAUAUAUAGCCAUGUUUGUAGGCAUGCAGAAAUCAGUUUGAUCUGUGAAGCUAUGAAGAUAGCCGUUUUUGUGUUGCAAAUCGAGUAAACAUGAGUAUAGCCAUGCAGAUGGGUCCACUCGAUCUCAAUGCGUCGUCGACUUUGCUUGAAGUACUCGUACGUUCCUCGAUCUCAGCGCGUUGGGGAGGCAUCCAUUGUUAAAGCAAAAAAUGGAUGAGUUGCUGGGAGGUAUCAAAUUCAUUAGUGAUCAUAAAAGUUCAAAGCACAAGGGAAAAUAUUCGGAAAUAUAGCUUAAUUUUAGGCAAAUAUCUAACAAUUUGUUAUGAUUCAACUUUUCCUUAUAAAAUACAUUUUAAUGUUCGAUACCAUUUGCUGAUGCACAUGAAAUAAACUUUUAAAAAAUCGCCAACACAAUGAGGUCAAGCUGCGUGGCUGCGGAAAUCAGAUAUAACCGCUGUUAGAUCGAGUGCAGAGAACAGAUGCAUAUAUAGCCGUGAGUGUAGCAAGUCGAGAUACCAUGUAUGUACCAUGCUUUUAUCAUCCUUGCUCUUCUGUCUCUGGUCAUACGUGUAGCCAUGAGUGUAGUUAUCUGUGAAGCCAAGUGUGUAGCCGUCUCUAUGUCGCAGGCCAUGUGUGUAUAGUCUUGUGUGUGGCCAAAUCGCUACCCUAGAAUAAUAAAGUUCUGGUUUAAAAGAAAUUUGACCUUAAGAAUUUGGAGUUUCUUAACAUGUCAAGCUUUAUGGAAUGCAAUUCUUUGAAUAUCUUGAUAACGAUUCCGAACAUUCUUACUAUUUGAUAGAAGAGAUGCAAUGUUAAGUUUCUGUACACAUCACCUUAGUAACUGGAAAAAAAUGCCAGAUAGAACUUUGUAAUUCUAAGGAAGCGAUGUGUGAGUGUAGCCUUGUCUAUAGUCCUGCAGGUUACCAAGUGGUAGCUUUGUGUACAGUCAUGUAAAUAGCCAAGAGUACGACCACGUACGGCUCAUGUGUAGCCCUGUGAGUAGCCAUGUUGUCAGCUUUGUAACCUUGCACGCAGCUAUGCUUAAUGCUUAUCUUCUCUCUACUCUUGUCACUGGCCAUGUAUAUAACCUGUAUGCUUAUUGUAACGUAUGAUGAUUUGACACAACCCACCCUUUCACUGCUUGAUGAUGAUUUGUUGUUGUUUUCUUCCAAAAAUAAAGUUUUCAUUUGUUUUCUCUU